This is a messenger RNA of Monoraphidium neglectum, 441 nucleotides long. RefSeq lists its product as hypothetical. The record is from RefSeq and is a predicted model, not a curated record. Bases 1 to 441 code for a protein of 146 amino acids. Gene Ontology annotation, biological process: lipid metabolic process. The transcript has 3 exons. Lineage: Eukaryota; Viridiplantae; Chlorophyta; Chlorophyceae; Sphaeropleales; Selenastraceae.
AUGGCCACCCUGCCCGAGGCGGAGUCCCUCAGCUGGAUGGGUCUCAAGAGCAACCUGGGCCUGGCCUCAGGGGCCGACCUCUUUGGAGCCAUAGAGCAGGCCGUCGCGCAGCGCACCGGCGUCGCGGCACCAACGCUGGGUGAUGUGGAGGCUGUCAGCGGUGUGCGCGUGUUCAUAUCCACGACCAGCCUGGCGCGGCGCGCCCCCCUCUACCUUGAUAGCAGGACACAUGCGGGCAUGCGCGUGCGUGACGCCCUGCGCGCCAGCUCGGCCAUCCCCUUUUACUUCUCGCCCGUCAAGUCGCCCUUUGCGGCCGACGACCUGCUGGUGGACGGCUGCAUCACAGACUGUGGGUGGCGGCUCAUGGGGUGGGGCCGGUCAGCAGUGCCACAUCAGGUCGCUUGGUGCUGCAAGCAGGCGGCGUAUCGAGUUCCCAACUGA